AUGGCAGCCCCUGAACUCACCUACUUCACCUGCACAUUGGGACAAGCAGCCAAAUGGAAACAGACAAACCCUCGGACUUUUGACACGAUAAAUCACCUCCUAGACGAACAGGCGAAGUACACUCCAGAAAGUCUCGCCGUUGGAUUUUCUCAUAUAAAAGAAUCCACUGAAGAUGACCCAUAUCCAGUCAAGCUCAAUUUUUCCGAGUUGCGUAGUUUUUCCUUCGCUGCAGCAUCGACCCUCAGUGGGCGUCUCUCUAGCCUCAAGUUUCCGCAAACGCAACGCGUCACGGUAGGCUUGCUGAGCAGAAGCAGUCCCGACUUCCUUGGAGCUUGGCUGGGACUUUUACGCCUGGGUCUGCCAGUCAUUCUUUUGGCCCCACAACUUGAGCCAUCAGCUAUCAAACACCUUUGCACCGUGAGCCAAGUCACUACCAUCCUUACCGAUCGAUGGAACUACACCAAGGCCACAUCUGUAAAUGGGAUACAGAUCAUUAGCAUUGAUGGCCUGGCAAAUCUCAUCGGAUCAGCUGUCCCCAAUACCCCAAUGUGUCGGCCUUCUAAGCCGACGGAUAUCGCGUACUUCUUCCAUACCUCGGGAACAUCGUCGGGUCUGCCCAAGCCCAUUCCACAAACCCACCACGCAGCAGUCGGAGUACUGCCAAAUCUGCCGCACGGGAAUCAAUUUCCAACGUUCUCCACAACACCUCUGUAUCAUGGCGGCAUUGCGGACUGUUUUCGGGCGUGGUCCAGCGGCGCUAUGAUCUGGCUGUUUCCUGAAGGCUUGAUCCCCAUCACCGCACGCACUAUUCGCAGUUGCAUUGAGGUUGCUGACACAGUCGGCGGCCCUCCGGUACAAUAUUUUACUUCAGUGCCGUAUAUCCUUCAGAUGCUCGCCGAAGACUCUGCUGCGUUGCACUUGUUGAGCUGUAUGAGGCUCGUAGGCGUCGGGGGUGCAGCCCUUCCAGCCUCGGUAGGCGACAAAUUGGUCAGCAACCAGGUAAACCUUGUCUCGCGGUAUGGAAGUGCAGAAUGCGGCUUUCUGCUAUCAUCCCACCGUGACUAUUCGGUAGACAAGGAAUGGCAGUAUCUUCGGACGACCGAAGGUUUCGACAGUCUGUCCUUCGAACCUCAUGACGAUCAACUUCAUGAGUUGGUGGUUAAGUCAACUUGGCCAUGUGUGGGGAAAGUGAACAGAAAAGACGAUUCAUACGCAACUUCGGAUGUGUUUGAGCCCCAUCCUACCGCUCCAGAUUUAUGGCGAUAUCACGGUCGUGCGGAUGCCCAGAUCAACCUCGUCAAUGGAAAGAAGUUUGAUCCUUCUCCUGUUGAAGCAGCUAUCGUGGCUACAAUCAGUAUUCUACAGGAUAUUUUGAUAUUUGGCAAUGGUAGAGAAUACCCAGGUGCCAUAUUCUUUCCGACAAAGGAAGCCAAGAGUACUAUGUCUCCAGAAGACAUUCUCGAAACUGUCUGGUUUACAGUCAAUAAGCUGAAUGAGGAGACACAAAGUCACGCAAGGAUUUCUAAGUCCAUGCUGGUCAUGGCUCAUCCAAGCAGAAAUGAAGCAACAUUGCCGAAGAGUAGUAAAGGGUCCAUUCUCAGGGGACAGGCAGAGAAGAUCUUUGCAGAAGAAAUCGAGAGAGCUUAUCAAAGCCAGGCACUAAUAGGAUUGCCAUCGACUGUGCCAAACGACCAGCUUCUCCUAGCGAUCAGAGGAGUGUACUGCCAAGUGUCCGAGCGAGAUAUAAAUCCUGAUGAUGAUGUCUUUUAUCAAGGGAUCGACUCAUUGGCAGCCAGUCGAAUUCGGACGUUGGUCAACAAUACAUUUCUCUCAGGGAGUGGAGUGGAACUGGGACCAAAUGCCGUGUAUGACUUCUGUACGGUCCGGGCUCUUACCGAACGACUCAAAAUAUUGAGGCUACAAAAGAACGGGCCACACCGAGAAAAUAUUAUCGACAACACUAGCCUCGAACUUAUGCAAGAGCUUGUUACUGAAUACUCAGACUUCACCAAUGUCAAGGUCAAGACAGGUAUCAGGCGCCAGUCUGAUCAAGUCAUCGUAUUGACGGGGGCCACAGGGGGUCUUGGCGCCCAUAUAUUGGACCUCCUGAGACGGUCAAGGAAUGUGCAAAGGGUUUAUUGCCUGGUACGUGCGCAGAUGAAGGAAGAAGCUCGAGAUCGAGUCGUCAAGUCUUUGAAAGCUCGGGGUCUUCCCGGCCUUGAUGACCAUAGGUUUGCGAUCGAUCAGGAUCCCGUGGAAGUUGUUUGUGUACAGUGCAGGAUUGCAGAGGCUCGGCUUGGGCUGCCAGAUGGACUCUGGAGCUCCUUGCUAAAGCACGCGACAACGAUCAUUCAUUCGGCAUGGGCAGUCAACUUCAACAUCAACUUACGGUCCUUUGCCAACCAUCUCAGAGGAACCCAGUCUCUGGCAGCUCUGGCAAUGGAGGCCGGGGCUCGUUUCAUUUUCGUUUCUUCAACAGCUGCCGUUUUGUAUGGCCGGUCCAAUCCCGUUCACGAGAAGAUUUCUUCCCGCCCUGAAGACGCAUCGCCCCUAGGAUACUCCCGCUCAAAAUGGGUUGCUGAGGGCAUCUGUGCUCGAGCAUUCGAACAUGCUUGCAAUGUGCGUCUUGACCAGACUUUCAGCAGCAAUUAUGGCACACAAAGUUCAAUUUGCAUUGUCAGAGUUGGGCAGCUAUGUGGGGGUGCAGCCGGGAUUUGGAAUAUGAGUGAAGCAUACCCAUUAAUGCUGUCGACAGGGAGAAUGUUGGAUUGUCUGCCUGAUUUGGGAGAGGAAGCCAUCGACUGGCUUCCAGUUGACCAAGCAGCGAAAGCAAUUCUCGAAAUAUCAGCGCAUGUCAACGAGGACUAUCAAGCCCUGUCAGCUAUCGAGACACCCGUUUACCAUGUACUCAACUACCAUAAAGAUGUGACAUGGAAGCACCUUCUGGACUGGAUCCGGACAUUCGAGGAAGAGGAGCCUGGCUGCUCGUCUCAUAUUGAGAUACUGCCGCCUCAGAGAUGGCUAGACAAGCUCGAAGAGAAUCUAUCCGGGGACAAAACCCGCCAUUCAGCUACAGCCCUGAUUCCACUUUGGCGGCGCCGCUUCGGAACUUCCCGAACUGCAGUCAAAGUCCCAUCUUUUGAUGUAGAGACGACUUCAGGGAUAUCGCCUUCAAUCCACUCCGUAAGGCCGCUCACGCCAGCACAGGUCAAGACAAUGUGGCAAUGGAUAAAUCAGAAUACGCAUCAAUAG
Messenger RNA from Thyridium curvatum, 3252 nucleotides. RefSeq lists its product as uncharacterized. Gene Ontology annotation, molecular function: phosphopantetheine binding. The record is from RefSeq and is a predicted model, not a curated record. The transcript has 3 exons. Lineage: Eukaryota; Fungi; Ascomycota; Sordariomycetes; Thyridiales; Thyridiaceae. Bases 1 to 3252 code for a protein of 1083 amino acids.